Messenger RNA from Vitis riparia (riverbank grape), 369 nucleotides. RefSeq names its product T-complex protein 1 subunit gamma-like. Gene Ontology annotation, molecular function: ATP hydrolysis activity; ATP-dependent protein folding chaperone; ATP binding. Lineage: Eukaryota; Viridiplantae; Streptophyta; Magnoliopsida; Vitales; Vitaceae. Gene Ontology annotation, biological process: protein folding. Bases 1 to 369 code for a protein of 122 amino acids. The record is from RefSeq and is a predicted model, not a curated record. The transcript is spliced from 2 exons. Gene Ontology annotation, cellular component: chaperonin-containing T-complex.
AUGGGAGAUUUUGAGGAGCUUUUUGGAAGUUGCUUGAGCUAUUUCUUUUUGAGAUGUUGGAUAUUGCAUUCGGACUGGCAAUCUGGGUUGGGGUGCUUUGAGAAAAUCCAGGCACCAGUGCUAGUUCUCAAGAAUUCUCUGAAACGCGAGACUGGAAGUAAAAUGCAGCAUGCUAAUAUCCAAGCCUCAAGGGUUGUUGCUGCCAUAAUAUGUACUACCUUGGGUCCGCAAUCUCUGUUGAAGAUGUUACUUGAUGCUGGUGAAGGAUUUGCAGUGACUAAUGAUGGAAAUGUUAUUCUCCAAGAAUUAGAUCUUGCACACCCUACAGCAAAAUCAAUGGUUGAGCUAAACCGCACACAAGAUGAGUAA